Molecule: messenger RNA, 5171 nt
Organism: Pygocentrus nattereri (red-bellied piranha)
Lineage: Eukaryota; Metazoa; Chordata; Actinopteri; Characiformes; Serrasalmidae
Gene: hmgcrb
Product: 3-hydroxy-3-methylglutaryl-CoA reductase b
Exons: 20
Coding region: 68-2746 (892 amino acids)
Biological process (GO): isoprenoid biosynthetic process; sterol biosynthetic process; coenzyme A metabolic process
Cellular component (GO): peroxisomal membrane; endoplasmic reticulum membrane
Molecular function (GO): protein binding; NADP binding; hydroxymethylglutaryl-CoA reductase (NADPH) activity
Source: RefSeq, a predicted model, not a curated record
UGAUGGGCGUGGCCUCGUCGCUCUCGUCGACCCACCGCAGCCAUCACGGCAGAGGGAGGCGAAGCCCAUGGACAACUAUCUGUGGAAGGGCUUAACAAAUGAAGGUGACCCACUGAGCCCCGUCGCCGUGACGAUGCUGAGCCGUCUUUUCAGGCUGCACGGCCUGUUUGUGGCCUCGCAUCCAUGGGAGGUGAUCGUGGGGACGAUUGCAGUGACGAUUUGCCUCAUGUCUAUGAAUGCCAUUGCCGGCAGUGACCAAAUCUGCGACUGGAACUACCAGUGUCCUAAAGUGCAGGAGAAGAUCCUAAGCAGUGAUGUUAUCAUCCUAACCAUCACAAGGUGCCUGGCUAUUGUCUACAUCUAUGUGCAGUUCAAAAACCUGAGGCAGCUCGGUUCCAAGUACAUGCUCGGUAUUGCUGGACUCUUCACUGUAUUCUCCAGUUUUGUCUUUAGCACUGUGGUCAUUCACUUCCUGGGCAAAGAGCUCACAGGCCUCAAUGAAGCACUGCCUUUCUUCCUGUUGCUGAUUGACCUGUCUAAAGCCUGCACGCUGGCCAAGUUCGCUCUCAGCUCAAACUCUCAGGAGGAGGUGAGGGAGAACAUAGCUCAGGGCAUGGCCAUAUUGGGGCCGACCUUCACUCUGGACGCUGUGGUAGAGUGCCUGGUCAUUGGAGUGGGAACCAUGUCUGGUGUGCGGCAGCUGGAGCUCAUGUGCUGUUUUGGCUGCAUAUCCGUCCUGGCAAACUACUUUGUCUUCAUGACCUUCUUCCCUGCCUGUGUCUCUCUGGUCCUGGAGCUGUCAAGAGAGAGCAGGGAGGGGCGACCCAUCUGGCAGCUCAGUCAUUUUGCCCGCGUUCUGGAGGAGGAGGCAGACAACAAGCCCAACCCUGUUACUCAGCGGGUCAAAAUGAUCAUGUCUUUGGUCCUGGCACUGGUUCAUGCCCACACACGGCUGUUAGCGGAGUCUCCCUCCAGCAACUCCAGCGGCUCAGCUGUGGACCUGCACAGCCCCAUCCUGGACGCAGACACAGCCAUGACGAGUGUGGACUUGGAGCAGGUCAUCACGCUCUCUCUGGCUCUGCUGUUGGCGGUGAAGUAUGUCUUCUUUGAGCAGGCGGAAACAGAAUCCUCCCUGUCCAUCAAAAGCCCCAUAACCGGCCCUCAUACUGCUCUGACCAGUAGGAGAGCAGGAGAGGAGUGCUGUAGGAGGGAUCUUACCCCAUCCAAAGUUGCAGAGAGGGUGAACACUAACCCAACAUCAGCUUCACUAUGCAAUACAGAGGAGAAAGAUGAUGUGAUCGGAGAACAGUCAUGUCUUCCAGCGCAGAGAGAUAAAGAAAAGGAACCUUUAGAACAGAGAGAGACCCACCUUCUCAAACAUGAGCCUCCUCAGUUUAUCCAGUCUCGCCCUCUGCAGGAGUGCCUGCGCAUUCUCAGAGACCCGGAGCGAGGUCCACGUUUCCUAAGCAAUGCUGAGGUGAUAGGGCUGGUGGAGAACAGGAGCAUUCUGGGAUACCGUUUGGAGGCAGCGCUGGAGACUCCAGAGAGGGGCGUUGCCAUUCGGAGAGAGAUGCUUUCAAGUAAACUGCCCCAGCCCUCGGCCCUGGAGACACUGCCCUACAGAGACUAUGACUACUCUAAGGUGAUGGGCUCAAACUGUGAAAAUGUGAUUGGCUAUGUGCCGGUGCCAGUAGGUGUGGCUGGACCACUGCUGUUGGAUGGGAAAGAGUUCUACAUCCCCAUGGCAACGACGGAAGGCUGUUUGGUAGCCAGCACUAACCGAGGAUGCAGGGCCAUUACUUUGUCGGGUGGGGCGAGUGCGUGUGUUCUUGCGGAUGGUAUGACGCGGGGACCUGUCGUGCAGCUGCCGUCCGCAUGCAGGGCUGCAGAGGUCAAAUCCUGGCUGGAGAGUUCUGAAGGCUUCAAAGUGGUCAAAGAGGCUUUUGACCACACCAGCAGGUUUGCUCGGCUGGACCGGCUGCAGAUCAGUCUGGCUGGCAGGAACCUGUACAUCCGCUUCCAGUCUCAGACCGGGGAUGCCAUGGGCAUGAACAUGCUGUCUAAGGGUACAGAGCAGGGUUUGUCCAGGCUGCGGGAGCAAUUCCCUGACCUGCGUGUUCUGGCCGUUAGUGGGAACUACUGCACAGACAAAAAGCCUGCAGCUGUCAACUGGAUCCACGGCCGAGGGAAGUCCACUGUGUGUGAGGCCACGAUCCCGGCUAAAGUGGUCAGAGAGGUGCUGAAGACGAGCACUGCGGCGCUGGUGGAGUUGAACAUCAGCAAGAACCUGGUGGGCUCUGCCAUGGCCGGCAGCAUAGGCGGUUUCAACGCUCAGGCAGCUAACAUCGUAGCAGCCGUUUACAUCGCAUGUGGACAGGACCCCGGUCAGACAGUGGGCAGCAGUAACUGUAUUACUCUGAUGGAGGCGGUGGGCUCAGAUGGAGAGGAUCUUUGUAUAUCCUGCACUAUGCCCUCUAUUGAGCUGGGCACUGUGGGAGGGGGCACAAACCUGCCCCCACAGCAAGCCUGUUUACAGAUGCUGGGUGUGCAGGGUGCGCGUGCAGACUGUCCCGGUGAAAACGCCCGCACACUGGCGCAGGUGGUUUGUGCCACGGUGAUGGCCGGAGAGUUGUCCCUCAUGGCUGCCCUCGCUGCUGGACACCUCGUCAAAAGUCACUUGACUCUCAACAGAUCAAAAGUCAACCUCCCAGAAAUGUCUGAAUCAUCGCUGAGGGAGCCUUCGUGAAAGCCCACGAGACGAGGCCAAGGUCGCACACCCUGCGGCAUUCUGGGAAAUGGAGUCUACAUUAUGCAGCUUUAUGACUGCCAAAAUCACUCUCAGGACUAUUUUGUAAAUCGGCUGUUUUGAGUCGAUAAAAAACACACUAAGUACAAGAAGACGACACAGACGAUUAAAAACCAAAUCAGCAUUUCAGGUUGAGGAGGAGCUCACGCCAGCGUUCGGACAGUGAUGGACGCCUGUGUGCAGCCUUUGAGAAACGCUGUUGUUAUUAAUUUUGCUUUGUCAAGGCAGAGCAUCUGCAUUUGUAGUUGCUUACAGAUUUCACAGACCUGAUUUAUGUAAUACUAAGAAAAGGGAAAGGACAGCGACAGUUAAUGACCUCACGGUGUCAUUUAACUAGCUUUGCGACAUAAAUCAAUAUGCCUUAAUCCAUUAAUGUCCAUGGCUGAAAUAAAUUUCCAGCUAAAAUACCGUAUAACGAGGAACAUGAGGGUAAAAAAUGUCACUUUAUUGUAUAAUUCAGCUUUUUUGGCCACUUUUUUGGGACAGAGAUGACAUAAAAAUAACAGAAAUUCUGGUUAAAUUGACUGAUGUGUGAUUACACAUGGUCAAAACAUUAAGAUUGCUUUAAAGGGACCCAGCACCCAUCAUCAGAACAGGUUCUUUGGAAUUUAUCCUCAUCAUUCUGUAUUUAUUUGUUGGACAUAAAAUGGAUUACACGCUUGGACACGUUCUUUGGUGUUUGACGUCCUGAACCUGAUUCCUUCAGGUAUUUUGUGUUUCCUUUUGAACCAUAUUUCAAACAUUGCCGUGCAGUUUGUGUGUUGUAACCUGGGAUUAGUGACCGUUAUAGAAGCUCAUCUUAAGCCUGUGAUGCUUCACGGAGUGACGCAGCUGCCAUCUGAAAGGUGUCCGACUUUAAUCUUCAUAUGGUCAAAGACGGAAAUGCACUGAGCUAGUACCAGGUUUAAAACAAGGGGAGUACCACCAAUUUUUAAAAUUUCUGCGUAGAUCAAUUUGUUAGGCCAUUGAGUGGCUUUAUGUGAAAUGGUUUGUUUUAGAGGUGACCUAGAUGUCUUUACAGUGGUGAUGGGAACCAGGGGUCGCCAUGACUACAACACAAUCAUAGAACCAUCCCGAACCAUCAGUGAACCUACACAAGUCUUCUAAGCUUUUAUAUGUGAUGUUGAUGAAAAUAACGGUAGAUCUGGAUUUCUUUGGGCACUAUUUUGCCUUAUAACAUCUACAUGUACCUGUUUAAUGGAUUAUAAAAUACAAAACUGUCAUAAAACAGCGUCUCAGUCAUCAGGCAGUGAAUUCAUAACCAUUUAAUGUAGGAACUUUCUGUGAGGAGCUUUUAGAGGUGGACGUCUAGUUCCUAUCACCACCACUGUGAACAGUUCUGAGUCUAAGUUUAUCUAGAACAGAGCAUUUCACACCAAACGGCUCUGAGCGACUCUGUUUACAGAUUAACUGUUUAAUUAUGCAGGAAUUUUGAAAAGGAAUGUAAUUCCUCUUUAAUUAAGCUGAUGUAAGCUCAAGAAACCAGUGUAAACAGGUGCUAAAAUCCUUUAUUAAUGAGUAUUAUGUGUAUGAAGUGAAUGGAUUCAGCUGUUUAGCUCUGCCUGUGUUUGGAUGUGUGAGCUGUUUGCUGACAGACUAGCCUGGACGUUUCUGUGCCAUACAGUCUCUGUGGAGCGCACACACACACAUUCAGUCUGGAGUGUUAUAUGUGUGUGUUUCACUGAAUAUGCAUUGACGUCAUGGUUGUGUUGAAGGGGAAUGCCACCACAAUUUAUUUGCAGUGUAAGCAGUCAGAGUGGGUUGAUAUGAGUCGCCACAAAUUUAAAAGAAAACUAAGCAUUUAAUGUCCUCACAGGCCAACUUUGGCCAGAAGACCACAUUUCAGACACCUCCGUUUUGAAGGCCUUAAACUCUUCCGACGUCUGGUUCCUAUCACCGCCACUGUGAACGGUUCUGGCUCGCAUUUCAUAUCCAGCCACUCUGGACUUUACAUCAGCCAUGUACACAAACAUUCCCCUUUAAUGGUUGAGGAUAAAUUUGGUGCAACACACCUGCAAAGUGCAUUUAGUGCUUUUAUUAACAAAAGCAAAUCUGAAUAAUUUUCUUUCUCAGCAGAAGCCAUAUCCUCCUGAUCCCACCGUCAGAUGAAUGUUUAAUAUAUUUAAGAAAAAUUCUCUAUGGCUGUGUUUUUGUUUUAUAAAAUUCAGCAACUGUUACUAAAAUAAGUGUUGUGUUCUGUUAUGAAGUAAAACAAAUCCCUGUUACUUCAUUGAUGCUCAAUUUUGUAUGAAUCUUAAUGAAAUGUGACCUUUCUAACAUUAAGAGAAAUAUGCAAAAAUUAAGCUGGCUCUAACAAGUCCAAUCAAAAAUGAGAAGAUUAAACGAGCACUUUUUUGGUGAUGAA